Molecule: messenger RNA, 345 nt
Organism: Anisakis simplex (herring worm)
Lineage: Eukaryota; Metazoa; Nematoda; Chromadorea; Rhabditida; Anisakidae
Source: the annotation of a GenBank genome assembly
AUGUGCGUACGUUUGAAGGAUAACGACUCUUCAACAGCUGCGAUGAACUCGAAACGACGAUCUGCACCAAUAUCGCUCUCGGGAAUGUCAUCGAUCGAGAUCAGCGAACGGAAACGUCAACAGAAUCGAAUUGCUGCUGCGAGGUAUCGACGCAAAAUCCGCGAUAAGUCCAAAAAUGACAGGGAAGAGGCCGAAUGGCUGCAACGAAAUAUUGAAGUGUUGAAGAAUCAAGCCAAAUCGCUGGAAGAUCAAAUUGGUAGAAUGCGAGAAAUUAUUUUUUGUAGUGUUACUGACCGAAGUUAUUCCGGCGCUCCUCCAUCAAGUAGUGGGAAAAUCAGUUGUUAA